This is a messenger RNA of Physcomitrium patens, 2025 nucleotides long. RefSeq lists its product as uncharacterized. Lineage: Eukaryota; Viridiplantae; Streptophyta; Bryopsida; Funariales; Funariaceae. Gene Ontology annotation, molecular function: protein binding. The record is from RefSeq and is a predicted model, not a curated record.
UCAUCUGUGUUCCGUAUCUCUUGGUUUCACUGUGGACUUGCAAGGAUUGCCCAGUGAAGGCAUUCAUAUUCAAUCAAGUGUGACACACAUGUGAAAGCUGCGUCUCGAUGUUUGAUUUUUGUUUUAUCACUGAAGGCAUUCACCAGGAGUUUUUAUACAGUUCGUGAUUUUGGUGCUUGAUCGUUCGGCGAUGGUUCGGCGAUUAAUUUUGGACUGUUAUCCAUCUUUGUUGGAAGAGGCGACGGCGUGUAACGUGUAACUGUAGGUUAGUACAUUGAAGCAGCACGUCUUUGGGAGAUUUGUUGUUGCAGAAUGCUGGGAUCGCUGGACGUGGCCACUUUAUAGACGUUACAGAGUUAACUACCGACUUGAAGCUGGCUAAGAAGUUGGUUCGAUGGUGUGGGUUUAGAGCUUAGGGUUUUGGGUUUUGAUUUUUAGGUUUUAGGGUGGACUUUCUUCAUUGCGUCUACCAUUGUCAUGAUGGUGCGCCUCACAGCUGCGUUAAUUUCUGCCCUCAAUGACGGUCGCGACUUAGCCACCAUCGAGACGCUUACUGUUCCGAAUCGCUAUUUUCAUGAGAUAUCAGGUAUUGAUGCUUGCGAGAAGUUAUCGCGGUUGGAUAUCUCGGGAAACAGCAUCACCAAUCUUGAGAGUAUAUCCAUGUGCACCAAUUUGAAAUGGUUGUCAGUUGCAGGCAAUGGACUGACUAGUCUGAAGGGGGUCGAGACCCUCUCUAAACUUACAGUGCUAAAUGCCAGCCGCAAUGCUCUUACUUCUGUCUCUGAGAUUUUGAACCUCGUAGAAUUGCGGGCACUUAUUCUGAAUAACAACGAGAUUACACGUGUCACUCGUUUCGAUAACCUUGUCAAGUUGAAUACCAUAGUGUUGUCACAUAACCCGAUCCGAGAAUUGGGGAAAUCCUUGAACAAGCAAUUAGAGUUGACGAAGCUUUCGGUAUCGCAUUGUAAAAUUCAGGUGCUAGGAGCAUCGUUGAAGCGAUGUGUUGCACUGGAAGAACUGCGGCUUGCUCAUAAUCAACUAUCGGAUCUGCCCAAGGAGAUAGAAAGGAACGGUAGGCUUCGUAUACUCGACCUUGGCAACAACAACUUGCAAAAUUGGCAAAGCCUUCAGGUACUCAAAUCUUUGCAUAGUCUAUCCAACUUAAAUCUACGUGGAAGCCCUAUCUGCUCUGUACCGGAUUAUGAGCAAGAGUUGAAAAAUCUUGUUCCAACUCUGCAAAUUUUAGAUGGACACCCUCUUGUCCCUGGAAAAGUGAGACGGAAAUACGGAGAAGAGAAGACCUCAAAGGCAAGCGAUGAACCUGUUGCAAAAGCCAAUUUAACGACGAUUACAAAUCAAACCAAAGCAAAGAAGAUGAAACCCACUGAAGUCAAACCUAAAGAGCAAGAGUCACGAGCACAAAAAGAGAUGCAAGAUGAAGAUUCACCAGGCAAAUCAUUUGUAGAGUUGAUCCAGACAUAUCCCAUAGAGACGAAAAAAGCAUCAGAUACUCAUCAAGACUCCGGUGUGAUUGCCGUCAUAGAGGCCAAGAAAGCGCCGGUGGGUGUGUGGAAGAGGAAACGGGGAAUUGAGGCUUUGACUCUGUUGAAGGAGCCCGAGAUUGGAACAGGAGGUCCCUCAAGCUGGGACACGCCUAAUGUAACAGUCGAAGCUCCAGUAGUCAAGCAGCUAUCCGCAUCUUAUUCCAGAUGGGCAUUGAAAAAGAAAUAGGUUAUCUCUUGUCACACGAGCACUAAACAUAUUAACGAGGAUUUCCUGGUGGAAUCGGAUUUUUUCAUUCGCAUCCUUGAUAUAACUUUGCAUUACCAUGUGGUGUUUCGUAGCUCAGCUUCUAGUAUUAGGCAUUUUUAAGCUUGUGUUCGAGUAUACGUCCAGGUAAUUCUUUAGCCCUCAUGCAAGUUUAGGUAUUUGAUCAUAUAUGCGUUUUUCUUUUUCCUGGUAAUGUACAACAGGUUCUUUACAGCUUUCAAGUAGACUGGACCUGGGUUGUGUACUAUUUUUUCA